AUGUACGACAUCCCCGACUCAACAGAUUGGCUCGGUACGCCCCUCUCCAAGCUCGCCCGCGUAGAAUCCGCCCUACGAUGCCAAGUAUGCAAGGACUUCUUCAGAAGCCCAGUCAUCACCUCCUGUUCACACACGUUCUGCUCCAUAUGCAUACGCCGAUGUCUAAGUUCGGAUGGAAAAUGCCCCGCCUGCAGGACUGCGGAUCAGGAACUUAAGCUGCGAAAGGAUAUGGCGAUGCAGGAGAUGGUGGACUCGUUUAUGUCGGCACGACCUAGCGUGUUGGAGUUCGCGAGAACCGCCACGGUGAGAACAGAUGAACCAGAGGGGGACCUCGAGCUGCCCGCGUCGAAGAAGCGGAAAAUCGAUACCUUUGUAUCCUUGGCUGAGAAGGGUAAGGCGGUUUCGGGCGCUGAGAGAAGAACACGCUUGCAAAGUAGAAGAUCAGAAGAUCAAGAUCUGCAAACGCAGGCGGAAGUCAUCGACGAUACAGAGGAUGAGGGCUUUGACCCAGAUGAUGGCCUAGUCGCAUGCCCGAUGUGCCAGCGAAGGAUGAAAAAUGAAGCUGUCUUCUCCCAUUUGGAUAAUUGCCCAGGUCCUUCAGAGCUACCAAAUCUCUCCACAUCAUAUGGACCUUUACGAAACCAUGCUCGCCCUUCUGAACAAUCACAACAAUCCCCUCACACCAAUGCUCCAAAACGUCUCCCGACGUUAAACUACUCACUCCUGAAAGAGACGGUUCUGCGUCGAAAGCUCAAGGAGUUGGGAAUACCUGACUGGGGUUCCAAACCUCUAUUGCAAAAGAGACACACAGAGUGGAUGAAUAUAUGGAAUGCGAACUGUGAUUCCAAAGUGCCCAAAUCGAAACGCGAAUUGUUACAGGAACUCGAUAUCUGGGAACGGACACAGGGUGGCCAUGCACCAGCUGCGUCUGGUAUUUCGACGUCUUCUCCAGUAACGCGCAAAGAUUUCGAUGCUUCCGUUUGGACGACAAUGUAUGGUGACGACUUUAAGCAGACCAAUGUGCGAGAAAAGAAGAUGGUGAACAUGAGCAUACCAUAA
This is a messenger RNA of Histoplasma mississippiense, 1059 nucleotides long. Its product is annotated as postreplication repair ubiquitin-protein ligase E3 rad18. The record is from RefSeq and is a predicted model, not a curated record. The transcript is spliced from 4 exons. Gene Ontology annotation, biological process: DNA damage tolerance; protein monoubiquitination. Gene Ontology annotation, cellular component: Rad6-Rad18 complex; nucleus. Gene Ontology annotation, molecular function: single-stranded DNA binding; ubiquitin protein ligase activity. NCBI's taxonomy places the organism in Eukaryota, Fungi, Ascomycota, Eurotiomycetes, Onygenales, Ajellomycetaceae. Bases 1 to 1059 code for a protein of 352 amino acids.